CUCUGUUGAGCGCCAGUGUCACAGUGCAGCUGCAUUGAACUGGAGAGGGGGUGGCGGUGUUACCGCCCGCUCCUCGUUCUCCAAAGUCUUUGCCUUACCUAUUUGGUAAGGAGCGGAGGAACGAUGUAAGGAACGCGACAGUUGGGCUUACUACGACCUUGGGUUUUCCCAGUAUAAUUCUAAGUAGUUUUACUCAAAAGUAGGAACCGUGUAUCGAGCUGCCUCCCCGCCGCGAAAAGCAACAGUCUGCCGUCAACACCCGAAACGAGCGAGCGGGCGAACUCGAGCAUGAAUGUGCUCGGCGCUCAGGCGGGUGGGUUUGUUCGAUCGAUGCGCUCUGCAGUCAAGGCAGCGUCUGCAAAUUGCCCGGAGACUACAGUUCUGUAGUAUUGGCUGUACUGAUUUGGGGGAAACCGCUGCUCAAACGGCGUUGGUAUCCCUUCCAGCAAGCCAAGGAAAGCGGUUCGAUGCGCUCUGCGCUCGCGUUGCUCCUGAUCUAGUCCGGAAGGAAUCGUGGCGCCGCUGCCGCCGCCGCCGAUCCUCGGCUGAUGGUGUGAGCGACCCUCUUCCCAGGCCGCGGCCUUUCCUCAUCGUCCGGCGCCAUGAACCUGCUCCCCGUUAAUCCGCAUGGGAACGGGUUGCUCUUCGCCGGCUUCAACCAGGACCACGGAUGCUUUGCAUGUGGAAUGGAAAAUGGAUUUAGAGUGUUUAAUGCAGAUCCACUCAAAGAGAAGGAGAAACAAGAAUUCCUAGAAGGAGGUGUCGGGCAUGUUGAAAUGUUGUUUCGCUGCAAUUAUUUAGCUUUGGUUGGUGGAGGGAAAAAGCCAAAGUAUCCUCCUAAUAAAGUGAUGAUCUGGGAUGAUUUGAAAAAGAAGACAGUUAUUGAAAUAGAAUUUUCCACAGAAGUCAAAGCUGUUAAGCUGCGAAGGGACAGAAUUGUCGUAGUUUUGGACUCCAUGAUUAAAGUUUUCACAUUCACACACAAUCCUCACCAGUUACAUGUCUUUGAAACUUGCUACAACCCUAAAGGUCUUUGUGUCCUGUGUCCAAAUAGUAAUAAUUCCUUACUUGCAUUCCCUGGAACACAUACUGGACAUGUGCAAAUAGUAGAUCUAGCAAACACUGAAAAACCUCCAGUAGAUAUACCUGCUCAUGAAGGAAUCUUGAGUUGUAUAGCCCUAAAUUUGCAGGGAACAAGAAUCGCUACAGCAUCAGAAAAAGGGACCCUUAUAAGAAUAUUUGAUACGUCAUCUGGGCAUUUAAUUCAAGAGUUGCGCAGAGGAUCUCAGGCUGCCAAUAUAUACUGUAUAAACUUCAACCAAGAUGCUUCUCUUAUCUGCGUGUCAAGUGAUCAUGCCACAGUACACAUUUUUGCUGCAGAGGAUCCCAAAAGAAAUAAGCAAUCAAGCAUCUGCCAGCUUCCUGCCCAAAUAUUUCAGUUCCAAAUGGAGUUUUUCCAAGUUUCAAGUUCCCUCGGGUUCUCCCUGCAUCUGUGCCUUUGGAACAGAGCCGAAUUCUGUCUUAGCAAUCUGUGCAGAUGGCAGCUACUACAAAUUUUUAUUCAAUCAAAAAGGGGAAUGCUCCAGAGAUGUUUACGCUCAGUUUCUAGAAAUGACUGAUGACAAACUUUGACUGGACAGUUGGGAAGUAUGGUUUGAUGGGGCAAGUUAUCAGAAUCUCCAUCCCAAUUCUUCUCCUGUUGAAGAGACAACUUCUGACUUGCUAAUUUGACAGCACUCUUCAAGAUGGGAUUGACCUGGUCAACAAUUGGAACAAGGCAAAGGACUGAUGUUAGCUCUCCACAGUUGGUUUUAAGUGUUACUUUGGCUGCUGUUCUUUUUCUCUUCAAGUUUCAAUGAGGGUUCUCCCUGUUAAAUAUCAUGAAACUGAGUACCUGCCACAUUAUAAAGUUGGAAAGAAAGGUUAUCAAGAGUUUUGAUCAGUUGAAGACUCUUCAGAUUAGAUUCAGCAGGCAGGUUAAUUGGAAAUGGCAUCCCAGUCAUUUAUCAGCAGCUUUUGCAUUUACAGAUAUUGUUUCCUCCGAAUUCCCAGACAGAAACUGUAGCAAAGUUGCUCUGAGUUGCAAUAACUCAAAACAUAGAACAAUCAAGUCUGUUUCCAUAUUGCUGUGAGUAGGUAUUCAUGUCAUGUAUCAGAGGUGCCAAAUAUUCUAUAGCAACCAACAUCAAGUGCUGUUAACUCAGUGAUUCUGCCAGGUAAGAAGUGUCAACAAAGAGGACUUACAAGGCUGUGUUGUCUCCAUCUAGAAUGUAAUCAUUCCAUACUAUUAAAAUUUAGUCCUUUGUGUUCUGGUACUUAUGUUGGGGGAAAAGGGGGUUAUAAUAAAAUUCUGUGACAGGGAGCAGAUGCCAGGCUCUGCUUCCAUAGCCUCCAAGAUUUAUGUAGUCAAAAUACACUAAAUUGAUGCCUUUUUAGAACAAGGGAUAAAGGGACAUGCCUAAUUUUUCAAAACCCUUGGAACACAUGUAUGUGACCACUUAAUUUUAAAUUAUCACCACCUUACAGCAGUUUCAGUUAAUUUCAUUUGCACACAUGCUUCAAAAUUUAUUGAAGGCUUAAUGCAUUCAGCUGUAAAGCACCCAAACUUUUCACUUAAUUAAAACCUAUACUCAAAUGUGGGUUUGCAUGUUGCUUUUAAAUGUGUACUUAAUCAUGAAAGUUAUUUUGCACAUCUUUUGUAAUAUUCUUUAAUUAAAAGUGACUAAUUUACUGUAUUCAGUUAAUUGGAGCAAAGCUGAUGCUAAUUUUACUUUUUUUAUUCUUAAGUUUUGUAAAAAUGUGUUAUAUUACCUGAGAUUCAACUCCUGUCAUCCAUAUGCAGCUCCCACUUAAUACCCAAGAUUCAGACCUCUCAAAAUGUUUAGGAAGAACUAUUUAUUCUUUAUUGAAAAUAUGAAGUUCUUCCUUCCUCCAAGAUUGACAGAAUUCAAGAAAUACAAAUCUCACAUUUUACACAUGGGGAUUUUAUUUUAUGAAUUUACAAAUUCAUCUUGAAAGUACUAUAAUAGUCUGCUCAUACUGCCCUUCAACUUGAAGGGAAAUUAUGUUUACAAUCAAAGUAAUGUGUUGAUGAACUUGGAUUUUCCGAUUUCAAAGGGAAAAACUGUUGAGGUAAACGAGUGUUAAUGUGCUGCACUGAAAGCUGUCUGAAGUUCAACUUCAAGUUACUAAUUUCCAUUCACACUGCUUUCAGUACUGGUUUGUAAAUAAACUCUAUUUAUAAAUAGGGUAUUCAUGACAUGCUAAGACACUGUUGGCUACAGCCCUUUUUUUAAAAAAAAAAGGGGGGGGGUGACCUAUGCAGGAUCAAAGCUAUUUCAUAGGAGCCGAGAAUGAGCAUUUCCCAAUCUUGGGUCUCCACAGUUUACCCCACCUUCCAGGGACUGCAAUACAAAGAAACCUGCAAUAAUUUCUUCCUGCAGCCACUCUUGCUUCUCUGUUUAGAGGCCCAAGGCUAAACCACUACUCUUAUUACUUUUCAUUGUAUUUGGAAUUGUUUACAUUCCAGAAUUCAUAUUGAUGGGAGAGGGCUUUUAAACAUUAAAUACUGCUAUUCAGAUGACAGGGCCGUUAUUCAAUUAUCUAAAUUUAAACCAUGAAAACAAGCAUUGACUUACUCAUAUCAAAUAUUAAAAUAAUUCAAUGUAAUUAUAGUAUCUGUUUGCUAGGUUUUUAUGUCACACUAAGAAUACAUGAUUUAAAUUCUCAAAUUGCCUCUUAUUUCUACAUUUUUGCUAAAAUUUCUACAUCCAAUUUAAAUAUUUUUUUUGCCAAAUAUAUAAAGCAUAGAAGCUAUUCAUGAAUGCUUAUGAGACCUCGGACUCCUUAAGAGCCAGACCAACUUCAGGAUGCUUUAAGACAAACAAUGUUCAAACAGUCAAGCCAUUCUGCCUGAUCCAAAAUAAUUCACACAAUAACAUGUGCCAGCUCUUUACGUUUAUACUAGGCUUUUCUAGAACAAAUUAUAUUGGCUAUAUAUUCUAAAUUGAGCUUAAAUGGAAAUAAUUUGGAUAAAGGAGACAAGAUAGUAAUAAUCAGGUUCACCAGGUAAAAUGACUUAAUAUCAUUUGAAUAUGCUAGCCAUUGGGUUCAUAUCAUUGCAUUAAGGCUUAAACCAUUGUAUGGUUUGUUUUGUGUUUUAGCAUGUGUGAACCCAUCCAAUUGUGAUUUAUUCAGACAAUUCAAUCUGUCUGAAAAGAGAUUUGUAAACAAAUCUGUUUAAUGAAUGAUGAGAUAAAUACCUAAACCUCUUGCACAUUAUUUCCCUCAAUAGAAUCAUCCUAGGAGUGAGAUGCAACUUCUCAUUGGGUUAUAUGUAGUUGGCUUUGCAAUGUAACAAUAAUUUACAGUAAGUAGCAUGUAUAUUUAUGGGCAGUAUCCAAUUCAUGUUGUGUUAGGACCUGUAAGGGAACAAAGAGACACAAAUAACAAAAUCUGUUUGCUAUGAUCAGAUAAACACCAAGAGACGUGAUUAUCAGAAUCCAAAACAUAAUUGGGACAUGAUUAUGUCAUCUAUUGCUAAGGACAUUAGUGCAUUGUUAGAUUGGAUUCAUGCAUUGUAGUAAUUCAUAAUAAUGGAAUUUUAUUUGACAUUAGCUUCAAAUACUGUACAAACCCAGCUGCUAGUUCCUUGGCUGCUUAAAGGGAAAAAUACUUAUAAGUACAUACGGUAAAAAGUAAAAUUCAGCAAUUCUUGUAAGAUUCUAUUUUUUUUCCUUUGUGUCUUUGAAUCAGUCUUAACUUUUGGUGACUACCUAUAGUAUGAUUCCUUGCAGUUUUCUUGGCAAUAUUUUCAGAAGUGAUUGCCAUUGCUGCCUUUUUCCAAGAGCUGAGAGGGUUUGCCUAGCCCAAAGUCACCCAGCUUGCUUCCUGUCAAAAGUGGGAUUAAGAUUCAUGUUCUUGCAGUUUCUAACCUGAUGCCAAACUCGCUCUUGUAAUAAAAUUCAGCACACUGCAAUUUGAAAUAUUCUACAUUUCAUGUGCUAUUAGUUACAGUAUAUGUGCUAAGAAAUGCAAUCGACCUACAUUCUUUCUUCAUAUAUAUCACAGGAAAUUUAACUGUAUUUAGGUUAAUGUAGUUUUGUUGACAAAAACAAGUGGUUUGCCAUCAAUUUCCAUGGGAUUUUUUUCUUUUUGGAUGCCUCAGUGGAAUCUAUAAUUUUGGGAUUUUUAAAAAAAAUGAUUUCUCAUCCAAGUACAAGCUCUGACAUUGCUCAGUCUUUUAUGAAACCAUCAUCUAGAAAUCUAAUAGCUGAUGCUAUACCUGCUGUUUCCUGACACUGAAUUUACUCCAAUGAAUAAACUACUGCUAUGAUAUACUACCAAUAAAAGAUCAGAUUUCUUCAUCUAUGAAACAGUGACCUUACUCUCACAUGCCCUAGUAUCUGAGGGACAACUAAAAAUGGUAUCUCUGUCAUUUAAAAUGAACUUAAUUAACAAUACCCUAAAGUAUUUGGAAACCAAUACAAAGCAACAAGUUCAGAAAUUCAGUACAAUCAGCUGUUAAUACAAUGAUUCUUAAAAUGUUUGAUCCAAUUACCCUUUUCCCAUUCUCGAAUAAGGCCAUUACCCCCACAAAAUGCUCAAACUGUUGCCUUACAAAAAUAUUUGGCAGCAGUAGUUCCAAACUGGCUUCUCAACUCACAAGCAAUUACAAAUUGCUCCAUCAUCCUAAAGAUUUGUACAAAACAUUAGAAAGACCCACUGUGUAAAUAUUUAUUGAUACCAUUUUCUGAUUUUCUAUUAUUUUAUUAUUUUAAGAAUUACGUAUACUUUUUCACUGUACCACUAGCUAAUUUUAAAUCUUGUGCUUUCUGGUAAAAAAAAAAAACAGUAAUAAUUCCCCUCAUUGUUAGUGGAUGAUAAGCAAUAUUACUAGCCCUACAUUCUAUAAUUGCGCAUCUUAGUUCUCGCUUUGUAUGUGUACUUAUCAUACAAUGCAACAUGAAUGAAACAGUUAUAAUAUUAAACUAAGAUUUAUCCAGUGUUUAUUUUCAUACAAACUCUUCGGUUAUAGAAACCGGAGUGUUAAAAUUUUGGUAAGAAAAAGAGCAAUAUUUGUAGGAAAAGUUCCCAACUUUAAGUAUGGCUGUUUCUUUUUCCUGUCUGCUAGGUAGAUGGAAUUAUUUUUAAAUAAAGCUAAGACAAGUAUCUCAAACAUCCAUCACAAAAGUAAUUUGGAGAUCAUAGCAUUGUGUUCAUGUCCACUGCUUGACUCCUGCCCUGAAUGAAGGUUAUUUUCACAUGUCUGCCAAUGUGCCCUCAAAAUCUGAAACAUGGGUUUUCUUAAACUUCUAGAACAGAUUUUGGACAGCUUGGAGGGAGUGGGGAGGAGGAAAGUAUCUGUUGUCAUAGAAGAAGAGCUAUGACAUCAGAGGAGAUAGUAAAUCUGCCUUAUAAUUUACUCUUCAGCAUUCACAUAUUUCUAAAAAUGAAAUAACAGGAAAAAGCAACAAUUUCUGGAACAUCUUGCUUAGGUUUAAAAUAGCCAUGAAAGCAGAGAAAGAAAGGUAAGAGCAAUAGAUUUAACAGUCUUCAAAUUAAAUUAUUUUGUAUUGACUUCUCUACCUAGUUCAUAAACUACGAAGACUACAGUGACAUGAGAGAACUUCAGUAUAAGUCAUUUGAUUGUCUUAAACAUUUUACCAGAUUUUUUUAUUCAAAAACUUGCAUCAUUUUUCCUAAUUAUUCAUGAAAUAGCAAUUUUAUAACCAAAUGUUUUAUUAAUAAUGCAAUAUCAUUACUUCUGAAUUAGAUGGCCACAGCAGUAAAAGUAGAAUGCUGCAGAUACAGAAAAUGUUUUGCUUCACCCAGCCAUAGCGGCUGUUAUAAAUUCAGCUAGUGUACAUCAAUUUUUCAUAAUCUGUUUAAUAUGUAUUAUCUUCAUUGACAGUGUAACAGCAGCUCUACCGUGUGGGAUAACAUGAUACUUGGUACAGAUUUCUCAUAUUUGGUCUUCUGAUAAAACAUUUCCAAAAACUGACUAAAAUUGUAAGCCAUUCCAAGCUAUUUCAGUCCAUCAUCAAAAUACAGAUUCUUCUUGAAAUGAUAAAAACAUAUAAAUUAUAGCCCAAAAAGCAAAAAAAAAAGCAAAAGACAAAUCAAAGGUUAAAGCCCAGUCUUCACCUUUAACUCACCUUAAAUAUGUGAAAGGGA
Molecule: messenger RNA, 7176 nt
Organism: Thamnophis elegans (Western terrestrial garter snake)
Lineage: Eukaryota; Metazoa; Chordata; Lepidosauria; Squamata; Natricidae
Gene: WDR45B
Product: WD repeat domain 45B
Exons: 10
Coding region: 603-1619 (338 amino acids)
Biological process (GO): autophagy of mitochondrion; protein localization to phagophore assembly site; nucleophagy
Cellular component (GO): extrinsic component of membrane; cytosol; phagophore assembly site membrane
Molecular function (GO): phosphatidylinositol-3-phosphate binding; protein binding; phosphatidylinositol-3,5-bisphosphate binding
Source: RefSeq, a predicted model, not a curated record